Messenger RNA from Cryptosporidium ubiquitum, 456 nucleotides. RefSeq names its product C2C2 zinc finger domain-containing protein. NCBI's taxonomy places the organism in Eukaryota, Apicomplexa, Conoidasida, Eucoccidiorida, Cryptosporidiidae. Bases 1 to 456 code for a protein of 151 amino acids. The transcript has 4 exons. The record is from RefSeq and is a predicted model, not a curated record.
AUGACAAAUUUCACAAUUGAUUUAGUUAAUAAAAUUGAAGAAUAUAUUGGAGAUUUCAAAAAAAAAUUUGAAGAUCAAGUUAAUGAUAUCACUUUUUCUACUCUAAAUGAUCAAAAAAAAGCCUUUGAGUGUUGUUCUAAUUGUAUUUCAAAGUAUAUUAAAAAUUCAAACAAAAAAAAAUCAUUAGAAGACAUCCAAGAUUGCAUAAGGAAAUGCCAGGACCCUAUUGAAACUUUCCAAAAUAAGGUUAAUAGUGAAUUAAAUAUUAUUAAUGAAAAAGUGAUUAAUUGCCAACAACAAUGUUUUAAUAAAUUUGAAAAUUUGUUUAAGAAACCCAAAGAUCUUUUAAAUAAUUUAAAUAAAGAUCAUGAUUUGAUUAAAUGCUAUGUACAAUGCUUCACAGACAAUUAUCCAACAUUAACAGAAACUAAAAAUCAGCUUAUUAACAGAAAGUAA